AUGCAGGGCAAUCUGAACCACUGCGCUCGCUCUCAAGAUCUCCUUGAUCAUUAUGCAGCGCAGUGGUCUAUAGAUAUAGCGGUAGUGUGCGAGCCGUACCGCGUCCUCACCAGAUCAAACUGGAUCGGGGACGCCGACUCGUCGGUCGCGCUAGUUUUCGGCCCGAACAUCGCGCCACCACCUCUCGGGGGUGUAAUUAAAGGCCGCGGCUAUGUAGGCGGUAACUUGGGGACUCUCACCGUUGUAGGGGUCUACUUCUCCCCGAAUAGGCCCCUUGCCCACUUUGAGGCCUUCCUCCUCGCCCUAACGAGCGUGGUAAACGGAGCGACGGGCCCGGUGAUCGUUGCAGGGGACUUCAACGCCAAGUCGGCGCUGUGGGGUUGCCCUGCAACGGAUUCGAGAGGCCGUGCCAUGGAGCGGUGGAUGGCUUCUACGGACCUCGUGCCUGCAAACCGUGGCUCAGUGAGCACCUGCGUGCGGCGACAGGGCGAGUCAAUCGUUGACAUAACCCUGGUCAGUUCUUCGGCCGCCCACCGUAUCGUGAACUGGCGGGUUCAGGAGGACACCGAAACCCUGUCGGAUCACAGGCUCAUCCGCUUCGACGUAACUUCACACACGUCGGAGCCGGCCCCCACAACAUCACCUAGUGGAGGGCCAAGAUGGUCUGUGAGACGGCUGGACCGGGUUCUCCUCGAGGAGGCCGCUGUCGUCGCGUCCUGGGCGCCGCUAUCCUCAGCCGACGCCGCGUCUGGCGCGGAAUGGCUCAACGAGGCGUCGCGCAACAUCUGCGACGCCUCCAUGCCACGUGUGAGCAGUACGGCAGUACGGCGACGACAGGCAUAUUGGUGGCAGCCUGAGCUGAUGCAGCUUCAGCGGGCGUGCGUGGCGGCCCGUCGCCGCUACAAGAGACACCGCAGGCGCCGGCUCAGGGAUGAAGGCGAGGAGCAAGCGCUCUAUGAUGCGUAUCGCGGGACCUGUAAAACUUUCCGCGAUGCCAUCACAAAAGCGAAGAGGGAGGCAUGGGAGGAGUGGCUCCAGCUGCUAGACGACGACCCGUGGGGCAAACCAUACAAGUGGGUGCGCCAAAGACUGCGCCCGGCGGCCCCUCCGCUCACUCAGAACCUCCACCCGGAACUUCGUAGUAGAGUCAUCUCGGCCCUAUUUCCAUCCAGGGCCGAGUGGCAUUCGCAAACCGUGACUCACCGGGCGGAGAGUUCAGAAGACGAGGAGCAGGAAAUACCGCCAGUCUCUGUGGCGGAGCUGAGAGAGGCGGUCCGCAGAAUGGGCCAGAAGAACACGGCGCCAGGUCUGGACGGGGUCCCGGGAAGGCGUGGGUCCUGGCCAUGA
Messenger RNA from Danaus plexippus (monarch butterfly), 1347 nucleotides. RefSeq lists its product as uncharacterized. Gene Ontology annotation, molecular function: catalytic activity. The transcript has a single exon. The record is from RefSeq and is a predicted model, not a curated record. NCBI's taxonomy places the organism in Eukaryota, Metazoa, Arthropoda, Insecta, Lepidoptera, Nymphalidae. Bases 1 to 1347 code for a protein of 448 amino acids.